Molecule: messenger RNA, 2427 nt
Organism: Eptesicus fuscus (big brown bat)
Lineage: Eukaryota; Metazoa; Chordata; Mammalia; Chiroptera; Vespertilionidae
Gene: CLPTM1L
Product: CLPTM1 like
Exons: 17
Coding region: 275-1894 (539 amino acids)
Cellular component (GO): membrane; endomembrane system
Source: RefSeq, a predicted model, not a curated record
CCGUCGGGUGGCAAAGGACCCGGAAGCUGCCGGCGCGCCGGCGAAUCCCGCGGUGACAGGUAGACGGCGGCGGCAAGAGUAUGCAGGGUGACCGGUGGUCCGCGGCGCCCGGCGCGUUAGUUCCCCGACGGCGGCGGCGGCGCGCGGCGGCUCUCGCGUGAGCGGCGACGGCCAGAGCAUCCAGCGGGCGCUGGGAGGGAGGCUCGCGGGGCCCGCGGCAGCGAGACGGACCGGGGCGGGUGGGCGCCACGCUCCGCCCGGAGGCGACGGCACCAUGUGGAGCGGCCGCAGCUCCUUCACCAGCCUGGUGGUGGGCGUGUUCGUGGUGUACGUGGUGCACACCUGCUGGGUUAUGUACGGCAUCGUCUACACCCGCCCGUGCUCCGGCAACGGUAACUGCAUUCAGCCCUACCUGGCUCAGAGGCCCAAGCUGCAGCUGAGCGUGUACACCACCACACGGUCCAACCUUGGUGCUGAGAACAACGUGGAUCUUGUCUUGAACGUGGAAGACUUUGAUGUGGAGUCCAAAUUUGAAAGGACAGUUAAUGUUUCUGUACCAAAGAAAACAAGGAAUAACGGGACACUGUAUGCCUAUAUCUUCCUCCAUCAUGCUGGCAUUCUGCCUUGGCACGAUGGGAAGCAGGUGCACCUGGUUAGUCCUCUGACCACCUACAUGGUCCCCAAACCAGAAGAAGUCAAUCUGCUCACUGGAGAAUCUGCUGCACAGCAGAAUAUCGAAGCUGAGAAGAAGCCGAUGAGUGCCCUGGAUGAGCCUGUUUCUCACUGGAGACCAAGAUUGACACUGAAUGUGAUGGUGGAUGACUUUGUCUUUGACGGGUCCUCCCUGCCUGCCGAUGUGCAUCGAUACAUGAAGAUGAUCCAGCUUGGGAAGACCGUGCACUACCUCCCCAUCCUGUUCAUCGACCAGCUCAGCAAUCGGGUGAAGGACCUCAUGGUCAUCAACCGCUCCACCACCGAGCUGCCCCUCACCGUGUCCUACGACAAGAUCUCACUGGGAAGGCUCCGCUUCUGGAUCCACAUGCAGGAUGCUGUGUACUCCCUGCAGCAGUUUGGGUUUUCAGAGAAAGAUGCUGAUGAAGUGAAAGGAAUUUUUGUUGAUACCAACUUGUAUUUCUUAGCGUUGACCUUCUUUGUCGCAGCAUUUCAUCUUCUGUUUGAUUUCCUGGCAUUUAAAAAUGACAUCAGUUUCUGGAAGAAAAAGAAGAGCAUGAUUGGGAUGUCCACCAAAGCAGUGCUCUGGCGCUGCUUCAGCACUGUGGUCAUCUUCCUGUUCCUGCUGGAUGAGCAGACAAGCCUGCUGGUCCUGGUCCCAGCGGGUGUUGGAGCCGCCAUCGAGCUGUGGAAAGUGAAAAAGGCUCUGAAAAUGACUAUUGUUUGGAGAGGCCUCAGGCCCAAGUUUCAGUUUGGCACCUACAGUGAGUCUGAGAGGAAAACCGAGGAGUAUGACACUCAGGCCAUGAAGUACCUGUCCUACCUGCUCUACCCUCUGUGCAUCGGGGGCGCCGUCUACUCACUGCUGAACAUAAAGUAUAAGAGUUGGUACUCCUGGCUAAUCAACAGCUUCGUCAAUGGGGUGUACGCCUUUGGCUUCCUCUUCAUGCUGCCCCAGCUCUUUGUGAACUACAAGAUGAAGUCGGUGGCCCACCUGCCCUGGAAGGCCUUCACAUACAAGGCCUUCAACACCUUCAUUGAUGACGUCUUCGCCUUCAUCAUCACCAUGCCCACCUCCCAUCGCCUGGCCUGUUUCAGGGACGACGUGGUGUUCCUCAUCUACCUGUACCAGCGAUGGCUCUACCCUGUAGAUAGGAGCAGAGUGAACGAAUUUGGGGAAUCCUACGAGGAGAGGCCCCAGCAGAAACCCCACACACAGUGAGCCCUGGCCUGGGCCGCCCUCGAGCCACUAUGCAGCACAUCUUGGAUGGUCAGCUGACUGAGUAUUUUUGAAUGCUUCUGGUGAAUUCCUGGACGUUACACCUUCUACAUUGCCAAAACCUCUGAGCAUUUCUCAUACGUCUCCUGAGUCCCGUCACGAGGUGUUUGAGAGGAGCUGGCUUCACUUACAGUGUCCCCAGCGUGAAGACAUCUGUCUCAGUCACUGAGAUGUUGGGCGCUUGUGGUCAUCCUUGGCCGUUGGUGGCUCUCGUCACAGGAGCGUCCAGUGUCUGCAGUGGCUAUGCCAUCACCGUCACCGGUGUCCCCCGACCUGGCGGACUCCGGAGGCAGGGAGGUGCAGGUUUCCACCUCCAGUUGUCUGUAAGUGCUCCUUACGUGAAAUUCAAAUGCCUCUAAAUCCAUGCUGUACAGACUCUGGGAUCAAAUGGCUUUUUUCCUUUUUGUUAAAACUUGACUAUUUUAAAGCUUAAUGUAUGUAUGUUUCUAUAUUAAAAUAAAUUUCUCUGGCUGUAA